AUGUCUACGCCGACGUCGCCGAGCUCGCUCUCUCCGGGCAAUCUACAAGUUCUGCCGCCCAUUCUGACGGACAACACCAUCAAAUCGUCCCCCAGUGCGAGAGAUCGGCUGUCCACCUACUCCACCGUCUCCUUCGCUUCCCAACUAUCACGGCCAGGCUCACACGUGUUUCCCAUCUUCCAUUCGAGCCUCCCAUAUACCCUGGUUCGAGACUUUGCCUAUCCGCCCAUCCAUCCCCUGCAUUACGGGCCUCCCCCACCGCGCGCAUCAGGGGUCUCCACGCCGGCCAGCGAAUAUCGGCGACUGUCAGACCCGCCGACCUCAUGGGACACCGCACGAGGCCCAUGGGCAUCUGGUCCAUGGAGCAAUGAAAACACACAACUCACCCCCGGCCACCAACAAUUGCCGGCCAUGUCUUUCGGUGAUGGCCCACCGUACAGUGAAGACGAAGAUCUACAUAGCCCGGUGGUGACUUCGUCACGCCCGCGCAACAAGUCCACUGGGACCGAUUUGGAUGAAUUGGUGAACGAGCACAGCUCUUCGACACAGAGCGAUCGCGGUACUUUCAUUGGCUUGAACCCCGAUGGCAGUGCGACAUACUAUGUUAGCGGAGGAGAUGGGAUGGAAGACGGUCCAGGCGGGGAGUAUGUCACAUACCGAGCAAACGAAGGGCAGUACUCGAUGGCAUACGGUGGUCAACAAGGCUACACACAGGAACCCGGCUUUGAGUCAGAAGACGACCAGACUAGUCGAAGCCGGUAUUCGACCGAUUACCAAUUUGCCGUUGGCUGCCCAGAUGAGGAGAUGCAUGGCAAGGCCGUCGCUCUUUUUGAUUUCGUUCGCGAGCAUGAGAAUGAGCUGCCUCUCACAGAGGGUCAAGUUAUUUAUGUUUCAUACCGACAUGGCCAGGGCUGGUUGGUCGCCGAGGACCCGAAGACCGGAGAAAAUGGGCUUGUGCCAGAAGAGUUCGUUCGGCUUAUUCGAGACAUCGAAGGCGGGCUGACUUCAUUGAAUGGAGAGCCUGGCUUUGACACGACAGAUAGCAGCGUCUCUAUCGGCAUUGACAUGACCGAGGAUGAGCAGGUUGCAACACCAACCCAGGAGGGUCACAACGGUGCUAAUGGCGGCACAUCAACCUCUUCCUCAGUCGAAUCUCACCACCCUUCGGAUAACGGACAGGUAGCCAAAGAGGCUGGCAACCGGUCUAGCAUGAUGACAAAGACCUGA
Molecule: messenger RNA, 1227 nt
Organism: Penicillium macrosclerotiorum
Lineage: Eukaryota; Fungi; Ascomycota; Eurotiomycetes; Eurotiales; Aspergillaceae
Product: adaptor protein NBP2
Exons: 1
Coding region: 1-1227 (408 amino acids)
Molecular function (GO): protein binding
Source: RefSeq, a predicted model, not a curated record